Messenger RNA from Aphanomyces astaci, 3159 nucleotides. RefSeq lists its product as hypothetical. The record is from RefSeq and is a predicted model, not a curated record. The coding region runs from base 1 to 3159 and encodes 1052 amino acids. NCBI's taxonomy places the organism in Eukaryota, Oomycota, Saprolegniomycetes, Saprolegniales, Verrucalvaceae. The transcript has 3 exons.
AUGAAGCUCGCACUCAUCGUUGCACUUAUCGCCGCCUCCGUGAUCGAAGCCACUGGCGUUGCACAGCCGUCUUACACGACCACUGCAGCUCCGUGCACUACCACUGCAGCUCCGUGUACUACCACCAAGGCGCCUGUAACGACCACCAAGGCGCCUCUCACAACCACCAAGGCGCCUUGCACCACCACUAAAGCGCCUGUCACAACCACCAAGGCGCCUUGCACAACCACUAAAGCGCCUGCCACAACCACCAAGGCGCCAUGCACAACCACCAAGGCUCCUGUGACUACUUCCAAGGCGCCUUGCACCACCACCAAGGCACCUGUGACUACCACCAAGGCACCUGUCACCACCACCAAGGCGCCUGUCACCACCACCAAGGCGCCUGUGACGACCACCAAGGCUCCUGUCACCACCACAGCAAUUCCUUACACCACCACCAAGGCGCCUUGCACCACCACCAAGGCGCCUGUGACUACUACCAAGGCGCCUGUGACUACCACAGCAAUUCCUUACACCACCACCAAGGCGCCUCUCACAACCACCAAGGCGCCUUGCACCACCACUAAAGCGCCUGUCACAACCACCAAGGCGCCUUGCACAACCACUAAAGCGCCUGCCACAACCACCAAGGCGCCAUGCACAACCACCAAGGCUCCUGUGACUACUUCCAAGGCGCCUUGCACCACCACCAAGGCACCUGUGACUACCACCAAGGCACCUGUCACCACCACCAAGGCGCCUGUCACCACCACCAAGGCGCCUGUGACGACCACCAAGGCUCCUGUCACCACCACAGCAAUUCCUUACACCACCACCAAGGCGCCUUGCACCACCACCAAGGCGCCUGUGACUACUACCAAGGCGCCUGUGACUACCACAGCAAUUCCUUACACCACCACCAAGGCGCCUCUCACAACCACCAAGGCGCCUUGCACCACCACUAAAGCGCCUGUCACAACCACCAAGGCGCCUUGCACAACCACUAAAGCGCCUGCCACAACCACCAAGGCGCCAUGCACAACCACCAAGGCUCCUGUGACUACUUCCAAGGCGCCUUGCACCACCACCAAGGCACCUGUGACUACCACCAAGGCACCUGCGCCUUGCACCACCACCAAGGCGCCAUGUACCACCACCAAGGCACCUGUGACUACCACCAAGGCGCCUGUCACAACCACCAAGGCGCCUGUCACAACCACCAAGGCGCCUGUCACUACCACAGCAAUUCCUUACACCACCACCAAGGCGCCUGUCACCACCACAGCAACUCCUUACACCACCACCAAGGCGCCUGUCACCACCACAAAGACGCCUUGCACCACGACAGCUACUCCUGUCACCACCACCAAGAUACCUUGCACCACCACCCAGACCCCUGUCACCACAACUGGAACCCCCGUCAUCCCCACAACUACACCUGUCACAACCACGGCAAUUCCAUACACCACAACAGCUACCCCCGUGACCACAACAAAUGCACCCGUGACGACGACUGGAACCCCAGUCACCACCAAGACGCCUGUCACAACGACAGCUACCCCUGACUACCCCACUCCUACCCCUGCUAACACUGUCCCUGGUGCUACCACGACAACGCCUCCUUCCACCACAGCCACUCCUGGCGACCCCACUACCACCGCGGCUCCUGUUGCUUCUACGACGGCUAUCCCAGGCUACCCCACUCCUACCCCGGCUAACACUGUUCCUGGUGUUACCACAACGGCUCCUAUCACCACGGAUACACCUGGCUACCCCACAACCACCGCGGCUCCUGUUGCUUCUACGACGGCUAUCCCAGGCUACCCCACUCCUACCCCGGCUAACACUGUUCCUGGUGCUUCCACAACGGCUCCUAUCACCACGGCUACACCUGGCUACCCUACAACCACCGCGGCUCCUGGGGAUUCCACAACGGCUAUCCCAGGCUACCCCACUCCUACCCCGGCUAACACUGUUCCUGGUGCUACCACCACGGCUCCUAUCACCACGGCUACACCUGGCUACCCCACAUCCACCUCGGGUCCUGGGGAUUCCACUACGGCUACCCCUGGCUACCCAACUCCUACCCCGGCUAACUCUGUUCCUGGUGCUACCGUGACAAUGGCUCCUUCCACCACAGCCACUCCUGGUGACUCCACCAACACUGCGGCUCCUGAUGCUUCAACGACGACCACCCCUGGCUACCCCAUUCCUACUCCGGCUAACACUUUUCCUGGUGCUACUACACCUGGCGACUUCACCACCUCCGCGGCUCCUGGGGCUUCCAACACAGCUACCCCUAGCACCAUCUCGUCUGCUCCUGGCACCACUUCGCCCUCUUGCAAAAUCCCCAAGAACGAAGGCCCUGUACCCACCAACCCUCCUGCUGACAAGUGCACUAACGUGUCUGUCGUUGGCGAUGCCACGUAUUGCAUUGUUGGCCCUAUCUGCAGUGGGUCUGGCAGCCUACCCAGUGGUAUCAACUGCCCCAAGAAGGGCGAUGUCGCAGUGAACGACUGCCACAAGCAUUUCAAGUCCUACGCCGACAAUCACCAUCUAUGCGUCGCACCUGUGGAUGCCUCGUGUGUCAAGAUCCCAUCGGGCGCUUGGGGAUGCGACUGGGGCGGUGUCGGAUGCACAACUACCCCAGCUCCUUAUACUGGUACCCCUGCUGAUACCACCAAGGCCCCUGUCAUCACGAUCACGGCUACCCCUGGCUACCCCACUCCUACCCCGGCUAACACUGUUCCUGGUGCUACCACGACAACGUCUUCUUCCACCACAGCCACUCCUGGCGACUCCACCACGAACCCAGUGACCAUCACCUCCACUCCAGUGUCCAUCACCUCUACUCCAGUGACCACCACGGCCACUCCAGAGACCACCACGGCCACUCCUGUGACCUCCACGUCCACUCCAGUGACCACCACGUCCACUCCAGUGACCACCACAGCCACUCCUGAGACCACCACGGCCACUCCAGUGACCACCACGGCUACCCCUGGAUACACCACCACGAUCCCAGUGACCACCACCUCUUCCCCAGUGACCCUCACCUCUUCCCCAGUGACCACCACUGGCCACCACCACCAAAGUGCCUGUCACUACGACCAAGAUGCCGGCCACCCCCACGACUACUCGUGCGACCACCGUCCGUCCUACCCACAAGCCCACUAA